Messenger RNA from Lethenteron reissneri (Far Eastern brook lamprey), 4764 nucleotides. RefSeq names its product NUAK family SNF1-like kinase 1. Gene Ontology annotation, cellular component: cytoplasm. The record is from RefSeq and is a predicted model, not a curated record. Gene Ontology annotation, biological process: microtubule cytoskeleton organization; protein phosphorylation; intracellular signal transduction. Gene Ontology annotation, molecular function: ATP binding; tau-protein kinase activity. NCBI's taxonomy places the organism in Eukaryota, Metazoa, Chordata, Hyperoartia, Petromyzontiformes, Petromyzontidae.
CACCCCGGGACACGUGGAGGACCCCCGGAGCCAUGCUCAGCACGGUCCGACAGGGCGUCCGCUGGUCCCUGCCGGGCGCAUUCUGCCCAGCGGCUCAGCACAGAGCCCACGGCCACCCGCCCGAGGAGCUCAGAGCCGGCGGCAGGGAUGUCCGGCAGGAGGAGAAGAUGACGGUGGGAACUGCGGCAGUAGCAGCGGCUGCUGGUGCCGGUGGUGGUGGUGGUGUAGGUGGUGGUGGUGGUGGUGCUGGAGGUGGUGGUGGUGGAUCGACCGAGGUGCUGGAGGCGGGCAGCAGCAGCAGCAGGAGGCAAGGCGUGAAGAGGCACCGUCACAAGCACAACCUGAAGCACCGCUACGAGCUCGAGGAGACGCUGGGCAGGGGGGCCUACGGCAAGGUGAAGAGGGCGGUGGAGAGGGCGACGGGACGCAAGGUUGCCAUCAAGUUCAUCAGCAAAGAGAGGAUCAAGAACGAGAAGGACAUGGGUCAGAUCCGUCGCGAGAUCGAGAUCAUGUCGUCCCUCCACCACCCACACAUCGUCAGCAUCUUCGAAGUGUUCGAGAACAAGGACAAGAUGGUGAUCGUGAUGGAGCUGGCGAGCCACGGGGAGCUCUUCGACUACCUCAACGCCCACCGCCCGCUGCGCGAGACGGAAGCUCGCAGACUCUUCCGCCAGAUCGUCUCCGCCGUGCACCACUGCCACAAGAGCGGCGUCGUGCACAGAGACCUGAAGCUGGAGAACAUCCUCCUGGACGAGAGCUGCAACAUCAAGAUUGCCGACUUUGGAUUGUCCAACCUGUACGCGCCCGACCGCUACCUGAGCACCUUUUGUGGAAGUCCUCUCUACGCAUCGCCCGAAAUCAUCAACGGACGGCCCUACCGGGGUCCUGAGGUGGACAGCUGGGCGCUGGGCGUGCUGCUCUACGCCAUCGUCUACGGGGCGAUGCCCUUCGACGGCCACCAGCCGGGCGCCCUCAUACAGCAGAUCUCAGCGGCGCGCUACCAGCAGCCCGCACGGCCCUCUGAGGUGAGCGAGCUCAUCUCGCGACUGCUGGUCGCGAGCCCCGAGCAGCGUGCCUCGUCGCAGGCGGCCGCGCACCACCGCUGGGUGAACUGGGGCUACCGCCGAUGCGCCUGCGGCUGCCUGGGGCCCCCCGGGGGGCCCACGCAGGCAAGGGGCCCCCGCGAGGCGGCGGCGAGGGCCGCGGAGACGGCCCCCCGGAGAGCGGAGCCGGCUCCUGCUGCUGCUCCUGCUGCUCCUGCUGCCCCUGUUCUGCCUGCUUCACGUAGGUUCAACGGAGCUCUGCGACAGAAGCUGGAGAUGUUCAACGCUCUCAUCUCAGAGCGCAAGACGUUGGACUUCCCCAAGACGCUGUACAAGUCGCGCAAGCAGCACGACAUGACGUCCCACCAGCACCGCGGGCCGCAUCCCACCGCCACCACCGGCACCGCCACCACCGGCACCACCGGCCGCGCCACCGCCGGCACAUCUGAUCACACAGCCGGGAUCCUCAAAGCCAGCGCUUGCUGCAACAACAACAGCAACAGCAGCAGCACCGCCGCAACUCCCACCACCACCACCACCACGACGACGACCGGCAGCAGGUUCAGCUUCAUCAAGAAGGCCGGGGCAGCCGAGAGGACGCGCGCCCUGCGGCAACCUCCGGCGGCGGCCACGCCCGCCGGGCCAGAGCGGCCGAUGCCGCACAAGAGCAUCCUGAAGCAGUCGGCGCAGCGCGAGUCCGGCUACUGCUCGUCGCCCGAGCGCUGGGCGUCGCUCGGCGCUCUUCACGGCGGCGGUGGCAUCGCCAUGGCGGCGACGAUGGCCGUGGCGUCGCCGCCGCAGCGGUUGUCGUCGUCGCCGUCCGAAGCCGGCCGUGGACCACCGCCGCCCCCCUCGGCGUCGGCGUCCGUUCCCGACCUCUCGUCCGCCGCGUCGGUCGCCGACGAGGGGGGGCGGCCGUGCCGGCCGAAGGGCAUCCUCAAGAAUGGGGGGCGCCUCCCGACAAGGUCCGGUGCGAUGGCGCCGGAGGGCGAUGUGGCCGGGCGCCGGGCGCCCUUCGCGCGCAGCAGCGAGAGCGUCCUGCCGAACGGAGCGGCUCUGUCGGAGCCGCCGAGGUCGCCGGAGGCGCCGGCGCGCGGCCACGGCGCCGCGGGCUCCGGGUGCCGCCGGUGGGCCGGCCGGCGGUCGCGGCGGCCACCCGCGGCGGUGGCGAUGAGAGGGGCGCGGUCCGUGGGGGACCUGUCAGAGAGGGCCGAGGAGGAGGAGGCCCCGGGGUUGGCCCAGAGCCAGUGCUACGGGGCGGCAGCAGCGGGCGUGGCCGACAGCUGCCUCUCGGCGCUGGCGAACCUGGAGGACGUGACGGACGAGUACAAGCGGGCCGCCGUCGGCGCCCGCGGCGCAGUCGGCGGCCCGCGAGGGGACGCGGCCGUGGCGUGCGCGUGAGAUGGGGGGGGGGGGGCGGGAGCGCAGGGCCUCCCCGAAGGACCCCCCGAAAUGUUAAACAGCCAGCAACGAACAGCACUGCAGGGAUGUAACUAACUGAACGUUUGGCGGAAGGCAUUAAAUGGGGCGGUGCGAGUGGUGGGCAGAUCGAUGGCACUAAUGAACGCCGGAGGUACCGCCUCCUGCUUGCUGUCCCGCCGAGUCCAGGGCACUGGAGAUGGAACAGAUGGAAAUUAGCCCACACUUUGCUGUACCGCCUUCUUCCAGCCAGCGAGUGGAUUGUGCCGCUGGCCGUGGUCUAGAACGGAUGCAAACGGGGUCUCCUCAGGUCUACUUAUAUGACAUCAACAAAUAUUGAAUUCGUGGGUGAUUUAAUAAUUGUUUUACAUUCACCGCUGGGUAUAGCGACCGCGUGUCUCAAGACGUGAGUGUUUACUAUUUUAUGUUUUCAUUUCACCAGUUGAGGCCCCACUGAGCUAUGUAGCUCUUUUUCAGAAGCGACCAGUCAACAAUAUAUAGUCUUAGAUUUUUUCAGUAAAGUCACGAAGGUAAUAAAUAGAAUAAAAUAAAUGAAAACAACUAAAUUAAAUCACGACGUUUUGGGCGCAACACAAGCAUCAUUCUUCAGGUGGGGACAACGUAGCGAAAGCACAACGAAGUGGCUUAUCAUCAUGUGGAAAUUUAUAGCGGCCAAAUACACUAAACGCGUGAUGAUGCUGAUUCUAAAUGUGGAGAGGAAAACCGGAGGACCCGGAGAAAAAUCCACGCGACCACUGGGAGAAAGAGACAUCGCAAACUGCAAAUAUACAGCAGCAGGCAUCGGGGUCGGGAUCAAACCCACGUGCUCCUGUGUACCAGGCGAGGUAGUCAACAUCUCCUAGCCACCGUGGUGAUGAUCGUAAGAAAGAGACACGCAAACUCCAAAUAUACAGCAGCAGGCGUCGGGAUCGAACCCACGUGCGCCUGUGUACCAGGCGAGGUAGUUAACAUCUCGCCACGCGGCAGCUGUCAGCGCCACUGGCGCGUCUCUCUCGUCCGCGACAAUCACGAGCGUGGCGCGCACGCUCACGGGCACGCUCACGUUUACAGAAGUCCGCGGAGGGAGUUGCGAUAGUUGAGGAUGGAGACUCGAUCGGUGGAGGCGGCAGAUUCCCGCCGCGCGCACAGGCGUGAGCGUUUAGGUUCGCAUCCCAGCGAGGGUCAACUCAACGCGAUAUGGGGAUCGUGACUCGUCAUUGUGUACACCAUCGACACCAUCUUCAUCAUCAUCGUAUGUUCUCGUUUUCAUCAACAGCUAUAAUCACAUCAUCAUCAUCACCACCGUCGUUUUCUUUGUAACUAUUUGCAUGGCGUUCAAAAUUUUGGUGCAAUCGUUGUAAUCAUCAUUUUAAAUCUUUAUUGCCAACAUUAUUUUAAAUACCAUCAUCACCGAGGUUAUCAUUACCAUCAUCACCACCACCACCGCCAUCAUUAUUAUCACCACCAACAUUCUUUAAAUACCAUCAUCACCAGGUUUAUCAUCAUCAUCACCACCACCAUCAUCAUCAUCACCAGCACUAUCAUCAUCACCACUACCACCAUCAUCACCACCACCACCAUUAUUUUAAAUACCAUCAUCAUCACCAGCACUAUCAUCAACAUCAACCACCACCACCAUCGUAAUUAUUAAAACCAUGCUGAACUACCACAAUCAGCAUUACCAAUAUCAUCAUCAUCACCACGACCAUCACCACCAACAUCACCAUCUUCCCCUGCGUCGGUAAGGAACGAGCAUAUCCUGCAGCAGUACUUCAACCUUGGCGGACACAUUCAUCGAUAAAUAAACCGUGAUACGGAUGUGCCGGUCCUUGUCAUGGGAAUGUAGAAUUUCCAUCACUGCCAACGGUGAUGAGCGACUGCUGCUUCCGCCUUGAAGAUGGCGGGGGGGGGGGGGCUCUGUGAUGCCCUUUGACGCCAACGCUUUGAGAUGAGAUUGAGGCGCUUGCUGAUUGUCGCAGCGAAAAACCGCCGGAUCUUGCCAUGGAAGCUACGGAGCGAGGCUUCUUCAGCCAUAGAUGAGAAUAAUACUGGCUUGGUCGCCCAAGUAUUUCUUCAUUAUCACCUUUGUUGUUAUUGUUAAUGGUAUUACGAUCAAACGUCGGGAUUCCAGGGCAUUGCCCACGGCUAAGUUAUAACAUUUCAUUCGGAAUGAAUGUGCGCUGGUCUGCAUUGGGGGUGUCUCCUACGGAUGCUAAAUUAGAUAUUGUCCGACCAAUGGUUCUGUUCAACGGUCUCGUACAGUAUUUUUUUAUUUGUUUUUGUACAAUAAAUGUCAAUUAUC